This is a messenger RNA of Dicentrarchus labrax (European seabass), 1032 nucleotides long. RefSeq lists its product as uncharacterized. The transcript is spliced from 4 exons. NCBI's taxonomy places the organism in Eukaryota, Metazoa, Chordata, Actinopteri, Moronidae. Bases 208 to 618 code for a protein of 136 amino acids. The record is from RefSeq and is a predicted model, not a curated record.
UGUGUGCAUGCGUGAUCGCUUGUUUGUGUGUUUGAUGAGUUUGUGCUCGUGUGUACCUGAGAAACUUGUGCAAGUGGACAUACUCAACAGUGUGCGUUCAACUGUCCUUCCCCUGAGCAGCCCUUCCCAGCAGGAGUGAGGAAAGCAAUCGAAAACCCAAGGAAAACAUUAAGGAUUAAUAGAGGCACUAAAGGAAUAGUGGUCAAGAUGUUGAUCACCAUGCUAACAGCCAUGUAUAUGAUGGUCAGAGUCGUAGAAUCGAUAGGGGUGCGGUUUGCACGGCAACAAGAUCCUUUGCCUUAUAUGGUGUCCCAGCCUUUGCCUUGGCAGGUUCACUCAGUGUCACACAGUCGGAGGAGCAGCAAAGCAGAAGAGUUUGAUGGGUUCAGGAGGAACAGCAUAGGGGUGUAUAGAAAGAACUAUGUCUCCAUGGCUAUUGCCUCUGCCUCUCUGGCUAUACCAUGUGUCCUGUCGUGCUCAGACUCCAAUGCCAGCAAUGGGACGUGCACCGUGCCUGCUGUUCCCCCACUCAGCCCUGUUGAAGUUGAGAAGGCCGCCGCCACCAUCCAGACCCAUUUCAGGAAGUUCCAACAGAAGAAACACAAGAACGGCAAGUAGAUGGACAAACAGGGAGGGUGAGAGGCAACAGGAAGCACGUAUGUGUAUUCACCAAAGGAUGGAUGAACUUUGCGAUGACAUACACAAAUGCAUAUGUACACUCAUUUGCAAAUGUAUAUACAUUCAAACUGUAUGAUAAACACUAAGUAGAGCUCUGGAUUAGUGACACUGUAUAGAUAAUAGCAUACAGUAAUAGAGAACACCUCAAAUAGCUACUUGUCAUUACCUAUUUAAAAUGUUAUGUGAAUAAUAUAUCUGAAUGCGCUGUACAUCUGAAUGUGAGUAUGUGUGAGUGACUGUGAAUAUGCUGUAUAUAAAGUACAUAGAUAUGGGGAAAAAAUUAUAAAAUAAUUUGUCAACAUUGUGGAUCUUACAAUUUUACCAAAAUAUCUCAAUAAACUCCUCUGUCUCCUG